GCACCAUUGUAUGUGCGCUAGCCUUCUCCCACUCUGCACAGAUUGCCAACUAUACUGUAUUUUUAUCGGGGUUUUUUCACUUCAUAUUUGCUCCCAAAUGCUGGUACCCUGUGGGAAUGCAUAAAGUUACACAUCUCCAGAUUCUGCCUCAGAUCAUCUAUCCGCAUGUCCUUCAGCUGUACCAGACGCUCCAACUUGCUCACCUUCAUCUGCAGGAUCUGCACACACACACACACACACAUGUUAAAAAAGAAGGGAAGCAUUGCACAUUUGUGUCCUUGUAUAGCCUCUGGUCUCACAUGCAGAUGUUGUCACACAUUGAGCGUUACAUCCGCUGGGGUGAAACUGACUCACUGACCACUGCUGACACAGCUUGUGCCAUUUAUGUGCACACACACACACACACACCUGCAAAAUGUCUAUAUGACUUGCUUUUAUCCCAGCAGAGAAUUAACUAGGAAGACAAGCCAAGCGAUGCGUUUCCCAGAUUGAAGUGUGUGCAUACCUCCACUGUCUCCUGCAAAGCCAUGGCCGCGUGCUCUUUUUCCUUCAGAAUUUGCCGGAGAGCUGGGUCCAAGUGGGAGUAAAACUGGGCCCUUCACGUGCCAUCUGAGUCACCUCGGACUGGAGAUCUGGAAAAAAGAUAAGAAAGAAAAUGCAUGACAUUUCCCCCCAAAACAAUCAUGUCGACUUAAUGUGAGAGAUGAGGCAUUUGCUCUUGUAGGACACUCUUAGAAGAUGAGACAGUAAAUCUUACGACCACAACAAUAGGGGGUGAGUAGAAGCAGAACAAGGGAGGGAAAGGCCUUGAUGUUCUGCCAUGCUGAUCUUAGGUCAGUGAUAAGGCCAUCUGCUGAUGGGAGGACCUGCACUCUGUGCUCUGUGUGUGAUAGCGUGUAGGGUGGGGGAAGAAAGAGAGGAAAGAGGAACUGGUCUGAGGUCACAGGGUUUUUUUUUGUGACAACAGAUGAGGUGUGAGAAUCAGAAGAAAAGGAGGUCAGCGAAUGACGCCCUAAAGGUCGUGACAUUUGCUAAUCAGGUGCAAUGUGCAGUUUUGUCCUGCAAUCCUCAGAGAGUACUGCAAUACAUCAGGGUAUAUCUAACACAACACACACACACAAAGUACUAUAACAACAAUACUACUAACAUAAGUAGAUGUUUCAAGACUAAGCAGAGGUGUACAGUGCGUAUGUAGGUUACCUGAUGGGGGGCAGCAUCACUGAUGAUGUGAAAUGAAUUGUUCAGCUUCUGAGGUGUCACUGUUUCAUACAUCAUCACAUGAGGUAGAGUCCACACACUUCCUGCAAAUACCAUCAGUGGUCCAAUGAGAAAUACAAGAAAGAACGAAAAAAGAAAGCUAGAAAGAAAAAGUAAUAGAAAUACCCCACAAGGAGAAGAAAAUCCAUAUCAAAUAUCCAAAUUGGGUCAUGUUGCUUGGAUGGACUCAGUCAUUGUGAGCUUGACAAUCUGAGAAAAUACCCAAGACUUGAAUCUCCCCGCCCCCCGUGUUGUAAUUUCCUGAAACUGACCUUCUGACGUGUACAAAUCACAAGAGUACAUAAAAAGACCCGGAGCCAUUUAGACAUGUAUUUUGAACGUCUCUUAGUGUGCCGAAAUUCGGAUGUAGAAAUUAUUUCCGGAAAAACUUCUCUACUUUGUUCUAAAACUAAAAUGUCGUAAUUCAAAGUUAUAGAUAUAAAUGUUCUAUAGAGGAUAAAAAUAUAUUAGAUAACACAUGAAUACAGAUGUAUUCUGAUACAUUGACGAGCAAUUACAAUAAAUGAUAGCAGUCAAUUCAUUGCACAUAGUUUUACGGAGCAUGUUGUCAUUUGCUGCCAUCUGCUGGCCGCCUCGCCUAAUUUCAUAAGCACGAACCAUGAAAGGUCGUCUAUUGCAACACAUUUGAUUAUUACUUAUCUGUCUAUUGACACACACUACAUGCAGUGCAAUACAGAUUACAUGCACCUCAAAUUUCAUAAUAUGCUGUCGCAACAUGACGUAAAGAAAAACAAUUCCCGUGAGCUCAUGCUACUCCUAGCUUGAUUUCAGUCGAAGGAUGGCGCCAAUGUUCCAAUUUAACAGCCUGCCAGUGAAUUGAUGUCAUCAUUCCGAGACACAAGCAACGGCAAACUAAAUUAUAUUCAUUAUUUGUGACAAAUUAGUGCUAAAUCGACUGAUGUGUGCCCGAGACAUGCUGUAGCUCGUGAUGACCACUAGAUGGGAGUGUUGACGUUUUUUUAUGGCGGCUUUUCUUUGUGACUUUUUCGUUUUUGUUAAAAUUAAGUGUUUUAUGGCAGUUGAUUGACGCCUCAGAGUGCUUAUUCCUCCAGCAAAUAUUGUAAUAUAAAAAGAUCAACAGGCUGAGUACCCAACAAGGACUGCUGUGACAUAGACAUCUGCUAACGUUGGCCUACUUAAUAUAUCAUAUUGCAUUUAUUCCUGACGCUCGGCUCAAAAAGUGAGCAUAUCUAGCUUAUUCCCUCGGCUGAAAAUCGAUCUCGCUUAUAGUUGGAUAGUAUAAUCAAGGAGUGCAAGCGGGGCAAUCUUUUUUUUAAUUUUUUUUUUCUCCAUGUCCCCUGGAGGCUCCGCUCAGUUCAUUUGCCGAUUAAAGCGAGAACCAGUAGUUCACGAUAUCAACCUUUUUGGCUAUUCUGUGUGUAGUGUAUCUAUAGAAUGAAUGAAUUUCACUUUUUGAAUUGAACUACUGAAAUAAAUGAACUUCAUUUAUUUUAAAAUAAAUUAGAACAGGCCAAAAAAAAAUAGACAGACACACUGUAUAGUGUAGAAAGUAAUCUCACGAGCCUGCAUGUAUUUUAAAACUAGAUUUUGUACCUUUUGCAAGAUGAAGCACUACUGGAGCUACUACUUUAAAAACAGAUAUAAAUGAAAACACUCUUGGCAAACAUUUAUUUCAUUUACAUCCAAGUGACAUCUCAGACCAGCAGAAAAGUGAUAUGAAAGUGAGACCCAGUAUAUUUACGGUAUACACGCACAUUUCUUUAACCAUACACGACCCCCCACCCUACUGCAGUAACAUGCAUGACCACAAGAGGGUGCAGUUUACCUAUGGUGACUACAUAUAGCUAGCUAGAUAGAUACACUAGUUAGAUGCACGUCCAAGGGUGUACUUUCCGCACCGUAAUAAAAAGGAUCAUUUUUGUUUUUGUUUUUACAUUUCAAUGAUAUGCAGAUGAUGUUGAUGUACUGGCAGUUUGAAUGUGGGAAAGAUUAGAAGCAGAUGUUGAAUGGGGCCCAGCGGCCAGCCAAUAGGAAGCGGGGCCAUUUGGUCUGUGGGAGGAGCUUAAAUUGCCUCUCUAUGUUCCAAAGUAGUUCCAUCAGGUAGUUUAAAACCCAAGCAGGUCAACGACAGCAACAGCAAGACAUUGUCGUUAACUGCGAGGUCGAACGAGGACUUUUCACAUCAUUGCAUGACGUUUGUGGAUAUGCACGGUGUCUGUCCUCCACGAUGCUGAGCACCAAGGGCUCCUGCGUGGGAAUGAUGAGCGCUGCAGUGGGCAUGGACCGCAGCAGGGUCGGGGAGAGGCUGCAGGCUGCCCUGGCCGGGCUGCAAGAGCUGCAUCUGCUUCGGGAGCGGCAGAGUGACAUGGUGAGCUGGGCUCUGAAGGUGGACCGGGAGGAGCCGUUCACUUGCGUACACCCUGGCCCGGAGGAAACCAGGAUGAUGGGGGCCGAGGAGCAGCGGUUGGAGGCGACCCUCACAGCGCUGAAGCAACAGCUGUCUCGUCUUCGGAAACAGGAUGUCGGACUCAAGACUCACCUACAGCAGCUGGACCAACAAAUAAGUGAGCUGAAACUGGAUGUGAGCAAGGCCUCCACAGAGCAACUGGAGAGCGACAGCAGACCGAGUUCGGGUUUCUACGAGCUCAGCGAUGGUGGCUCUUGCUCCUUGUCCAACUCCUGCACCUCUGUGUACAGCGAAUGUCUGUCAUCCUCCCAGACGAGUCUUCUCCUCCCAACCACGAGCCCCGCUAACUCUCAAGUUUGCUCGCAAUACCAAACGGAUGUUCACCGCCGCCGUUCGGCCGACGAAAGCGCGACUCAGCCCAACGCUGCCCGCGGCAUUCAUCUGGGAAGCAGCAGGAUCAGAGCGAGCUCUGCUGUCGCUGAACACGGACGACCAAGACCCGUGUCAACAGGUGACCUAGACCGGAUGAUGACUCAAGGACUAAGCUACAAAUCCGUGGACACUAAGAAACAACCAAUGUGCCCAAACCUAAAGAUCCCCACAAUGGACCCCAAGUUUCAGAGCAAUUUGGUGUCCCGCAGUGGAAUUGAAUUGUACCACUACCCUAGCCCACUGCAUGCUGUGGCCCUCCAAAGCCCAAUCUUUUUCCAUGUUGGGGAACCGGCCAUACCUGGAUUUGCAGGAGGAACCCCAGUGACGGAGUCUGACACGCUCCAGGCUACUGAGAUGGGCUAUGAUACGAAGACUCUGGGCUACAUUGACAAGCUCCUCCAGCGCAGCUCCAGCAAAAGCCAAAUUGAAAUGUCCCCCGAGGCUGUGCAGACACACAGCAACUAUCAGAGGAAACCGACUGAAGUCGUAACUGUGUUUCCUCAGAAACCGGUAUCUCCUCCACAACCUCCCCCGACUCAAGCCAUAAACAUCAUACCACAAGAUAAUGAACAGAGGAGACACCGCAUGACACAUUCCAGUCCAGAAACUACUGAUAAUGCAGGCCACCAACAGUCAGUGAGACCUCAGGGGGUUUCAUAUGGGCCCUCUUAUCCUGCUGUCAUGAGAGAGUACAGCUCUGAUGAGGUGACUGUGUCAUCACUGAGGAAGAAGGACAAAACACAUGUUGUAUCAAGAGGCCACACACAAAAGACAUGUGGGGAUAACUCAGAAACAAGGCUGGUAGAGAAGAAGGGCUAUAGGCAAAGAACCGUCAUGUCACACAGCUCAAGUGCAGAGGACAGUCAAGGCUUUGAGAUGCACAAUGGCCACACAGGCUCCCCCGAGUUUGUCCAUGCCAAAUUUGUCCCAGCUGGGACUCAGAGGGUCAAGGUGAGACAAGCUGAUCGUAAAACCAAAGCCGUAAAACUCAGAAGAAAGAGCAGCGAGAAGCCUCGGGCGCUGAGGCAGCAGCACGGCUACUCAUCUGGCGAAAGAACGCGAGAAUCCAGCGGCUCCAAGGGAGAAGCGAGAAGAUCAGCCAAGGGAAAGAUGAUCCAGAAAUAUGCCAGCUGUCCGACUGAAGAGCACAAACAGGGCUCAGGCUCAGACUCAAGCCAGUGUGGCCCUGGACUAAUGUACACCCACAAGGUCCAGUCGAAGCCACACCCUCUUCCAUCUGCCCCCAAAUCCAGCAAAAGCCGCAGAUCACAAUGUGGAGAGCAUGAGCAGCCUCUGGAGCAGAGGAAGAAGAGGCAUGGGGAGAAGUUUCAAGCAUUGUGGGCUCAGCGACAAAGGUCCAAAGAUCUCCAUUCACAAGCACCAGGAAGCAUGCAUUUGGUCCGCAGUAUGAGCACCAGGUCAGGCCAGUGGAUAGGACCUCCUCGCUCCUUCAUGACCUCUAUGUCAGCUAACUCCUUCCAUACUAGUCUCAAUGCCAGAUACCCCCCAGCACCCUACCGCAUAUCCAGCCACUACCCACCCAGAUGUGAGUCUGAGUACUCAGCUGAGUGCAUGUCACUGUUUCACUCCACGAUCGCUGCAAGCAGCGAUGGGGAGAUGAGCGAUAACACCACCAAUCGCUUCGGGGAUAGCGAGUCCAGCCAGAGUUUCCAAUCCUUCUCAGACUCCGACAGCAGCCUGUCCCUGGACGAGGGGGACCAGUUGGACAGCCUCGAGGAGGAGGGAGACUUGGUAUGGGCUGAAGCUUCACUUGGGCCCACUGCGGCCGGACGUACCCUCCAGCAGCUCCCACGACCGGAGCCCUCAGCCUGCCGCAUCAAAGCUUCCCGAGCCCUGAAGAAAAAGAUUCGUCGCUUCCAGCCUGCCUCUCUGAAGGUCAUGACCCUGGUGUAGCGGAGUCACCUCGGGCUAAAGCAGAGAACUGUGGGAAACUUUGACAGAAUUUCAUUGUCGCACCCUUCUUUUCUGUGCACUGGUGAUUUGAAUGAACAAUAUUGUUAUAACCAAAAGCAUGCACGUAUGACACCAUUAUACUUACACUUAUUUGUAAAUAGUUAUCUUAUUCUGAGUCAUUUCUCAAUGCAUGCGUCUGCUAUUUCAACAGAAAUUCAUAAUAAUGUGUACAAAACCCAACUUUUUACAUUAGUUAUUUCAUUUAACAGUUUAUUCUUUAUGUUUUCUGUCUAAUAAUCCAUGUUUGUUGUUUUAAUA
Messenger RNA from Dunckerocampus dactyliophorus (ringed pipefish), 6310 nucleotides. It is a transcript of the gene dact2, whose product is annotated as dishevelled-binding antagonist of beta-catenin 2. Gene Ontology annotation, cellular component: cytoplasm. Lineage: Eukaryota; Metazoa; Chordata; Actinopteri; Syngnathiformes; Syngnathidae. Gene Ontology annotation, biological process: negative regulation of nodal signaling pathway. The coding region runs from base 3467 to 5992 and encodes 841 amino acids. The record is from RefSeq and is a predicted model, not a curated record. The transcript has 7 exons.